Odocoileus virginianus texanus is the source of this 2698-nucleotide messenger RNA. Lineage: Eukaryota; Metazoa; Chordata; Mammalia; Artiodactyla; Cervidae. The record is from RefSeq and is a predicted model, not a curated record.
AUGGAAGGCGCGGCGAGUGACCCGUACCGGCGGCCCGCGCGGCGCACGCAGUGGCUCCUGAGCGCCCUGGCGCACCACUACGGGCUGGACCGCGGCGUGGAGAACGAGAUCGUGGUGCUGGCCACCGGCCUGGACCAGUAUCUGCAGGAGGUCUUCCACCACCUGGACUGCCGAGGGGCCGGCCGCUUGCCCCGCGCCGACUUCCGCGCGCUCUGCGCGGUGCUGGGGCUGAGCGUCGAGGGGGCUUCCGCCCCCGGGGAGGCCUCCGGGGAUACGGCCGCCGGAGACACGAACUCUGGGGACGUGAUCGCCGGGGACGCGGCCGCUGAGGAGGCCGCCGACGGGGACGAGGAUGCCGAGGAGGAGGCGCGCCUGGCGCUGCGCGCGGAGCCGCCCGAGCUCACCUUCCGCCAGUUCCACGCGCGCCUCUGCGGCUACUUCGGCACGCGCGCCGGGCCCCGUCUGCCCCGCGGCGCUCUGAGCGAGCACAUCGAGACGCAGAUCCGCCUGCGCCGGCCGCGCCGCCGCCGCCGCCGAGCUGCCUGCCCGGCCGGCCCCGACGGCGGCCCGGCCGGCGAGCGCCUGGCGCGGCUGGAGGAGGAAAACAGCAACCUGCGCGAGCUGGUGGAGGACCUGCGGGCCGCGCUGCAGAGCAGUGACGCGCGCUGCCUGGCGCUGCAGGUGCGCCCGCGGCCGGGGCGGAAGGGGGUGGCGGACAUUGCAGGGCCUGCCUCGGGGCCAGGCCUCGCGACCCCGGUGCUCAAUAGCGUCACACUGUCAAUCGGGCAGGCACAGGCCACCCAGCGCUGCGGGGGCCAGGCGCCGACAGAGGCACGGACCCAGGGCAGGCAUCUGCAAUUCAGUCAGCCUUGUGAGCACCAGCCUUGUGCCAAAGGGGACGACAAGAGGUGCGGGAUCAGACGAGGCCCAGAACAGCCUCUGAGGGAGCUGCCUGCUCCCCACGCGGCCCGGGCACAGCCCCGAAGGGUCGGCCUCUGGAAGAGCCAGGCGAUGCCCGGCCUGCAGCGCGGGCUGCGGCGGCUGGAGGGCGAGCUGAGGCGCUACAGGUCAGAGGGCACCCAGCUCCCAAGCUCGCCACGAGCCAGCCCAGAGCCACACACCGAGAGCAGUGAACCUGAGGGUUGUGGGGCCAGAGGCCCAGACCGCGCCCCAGAGGGAGCCUGGGGCUCCAACAGCAGCCCGGCGAGCAGACCCCCGGACCAAGCCCCCGCUUCUCCAGGGCUGGACGAGCAGCUGUUCCGCUCGGUGGAGGGCCAGGCUGCCUCUGACGAGGACGAUGACCGCGAGAAGUGGCAGGAGGCGCAGCGGCCGCCGGCCGAGGUCACAGCGCUGCUGGCUGUUCUCUCCGGCUGCGGGAGGGGGUGCGAUGACCGGACAGCCAAGAAGCUCAUGACUCUCUUCAGCCACUUGGGCGGUGCCAACCACGCCCGCGACCUGGGGGAGCUGGAGGCAUGUGUCGCCAUGCUGGUGGAGCAGCUGGGGUCCCAGGGCUGCGAUCCAAAGACUCUGAGGACGCCUGAGGAGGAGGCAGAGCGGCAGCGGAAGGCAGGCGAGGACGCGAACCUGCGGCAGGAGCUGCAGAUGGUGGAGACAGAGAGGGUGCGGCUGUCCCUGCUGGAGGAGAAGCUGCAGGACGUGCUGGGGCUGCUGCAGAGGCUCCGCGACCUGAACAUAUCGAAAAAAGCCCUGGGGAAGAUUUUGCUGAGCACACUGGAUGCUUGCAGGGACACCGCACACGAAGGGACGUCUGGCGCCUCGGCCGUGCUGGACAUGCUGCACCGAGCUUUGGCUGGCUGUGAGCUCCUGCAGAGAGAACCCGCGGCCCCGGCCUCCACAGGCCCGGCCCUCACCCACUCCUGCCUCAUCUCCUGCUGAGGUUGCUGGCCCGGCCUGUGGGCAGCCUGGCCACCAUCACAUCCUCAGAACCCUGGGGUCACCGGCUCCUUCUGAGACCGGUCCAAGCUCAGAGCCCGGCAGCCACGCCUUCCCUGGGCUCCUCAUUCCUGGCCUACCUUCCUGCUGCCAGCAUCCACGUGGCCGACGGUUGCUUGAUCAGCCUGUACCUGCUGCCAGCCCCCUGCUCUUGGAGUCAAGGUGCCUGCUUUUCUGUCUGGUUCAGUCCAGGAUCUCUUCCCUGGGCUCCCAGGAUCUCUUCCCUUCCCAGCAGUGUCCUCUCCGUCCACACAGCGUGACUGCUCCAGGAACCUCAUGCCCCACACUCCACUGAGGACACCACCCCUGCUCCCAGACAUGCUGACGGCUGGACACCGGGCUGGGGGAACCCGCAGGGGGGAGACAGUGAUCACGGCUUCCUGGUGGAGGUGGCUUUGAACUAGCUCCAGAAGAGCGGUUAGACUUAGACAGAGAGGAGGGAAGGGCACUUAAUGCAAGGGAACAGGGAGCGCCCAAGUGUGCUGCCGUAAAGUGCCCCAUGAGUGCAGACCCCAGAGCCCCUCUUUCCUGAGCGCCCAGGAGGUACUGGGCCCCACGGGUCACAGGCAGAAGCAAGGCAAGCUGCCUGGUUCAUCAACCUUAAACCCUCGUGGGGGAGAAAGGCACGCUGGCCAGCACCGCAGGGCGGAUGGGAUCAGUGCUAAACCGCGGCCGACGAGAGGGGCCAGAGUCCAGGCAAGAGCGGCCAGAGUCCAGACGAGAGCGGCCAGAGUCCAGAGAGGGG